GCGUCUGGGAGCUGUCCCAGGAAUCAUGGUGCUGAAGCCGCAGCACCGACUCAGCAGCCAAUGAUCGCAGGAGAAUCCGGGGCUACGGAUGCUUUCACCCAGAGCAGGACAGUCCGACAGUCGGGUUGGAUUUUAACGGAUGGAUUUAGAUCUCUUUGCUUGUUGAGGGGACAUGUCCAUUCGACAUUUGGGAAUGAAAGCUCCGCAGAGACUUGCCAACGACAUGCGGUCUGGCUGAAAAUCUCAUGAAAACAUGAGAAAAAAAAAUGAAUCUGUGAAUCGUAUAGAAAUCGGUAUAGCUCGCCAGGUAAGACGGAUUUUGCUUCCCAUUAUGGCACGCCAUUGAUUGGCUUGAAAAGCCUUAUUAGACGUCGACAGUAUUAUGAGCUGCUGAUUUAAAGCCUGAAACGUGUUUUCCCUCAUUUCCAUUGUUGUUGAAAUAGUCGGAUUUUAAAAUCGAGCGCUAUUUUUGCUUUCGACGCUUUAGAGUUCAUUCUACCACAGACGGAUUUGAAUCUUUCCUUCUGCACUCGCUUGAGAAUCGAAAAGGGGGAAUCUUCACUAUAGAUAGUUUGUGUUGUAGCAGUCUAACUAUUAGAAUCAGAAUCAGAAUCAGAAAAGGGUUUAUUGCCAAGUUUUCACACGAGGAAUUUGUUAUGGGGAUUGUUGCAACACAAUACAAUUAUAAAAGCAAUUAAGGCCAUGAAUUGACAGUUGGGCAUUAAGUGAACAACCUAUAGCCUUACAACUUGAAUGCAUUUCCCCAUCAGUCCAGCAUUUGACUCUCCAGUAGCCAUUUCAUUUAUGGAACUUAAUGGCUUCAGACACUUGUUUGCAUCGAUUAUCUCCAUUUUCUGUUUACAUUCUCGUGGAAAAACAAUAACAGUCCCACAAUAAGAAUAACAAACCUUGAUCAGCACCAAAUUACAAGGCUCUAAAUCCAAACAUACACCGGAAAACGCACCUCUGUGGCCACUAUUUCGCCCAACGACACAUGGUGGGGUGCUUGCAUAUGACUGGGACACAAACAGCACACGUCUCCCAGCACCUCGGCGUGCUGCUGUGAUAUCCUUGUUGAAUUGAGUCCGAUGCUGCGCAGCAGGGGCAUGCUGAAGAGCCGCUGCUGCGUCCUGCUGGGGGACCUGAGGGUGCUCCUGCUCGGGCCCCCGGCACCCCCGACGCCGCUGCCGCCGCUGACCCCCAUGAACGACCAGGACCAGGAAAACCACGAGGCGAGCGUCCCCGUCCACGACAACAACAACACGUUACCGCGGGGCCACCAGCAGCACCCUGGGGACCGAGCAGCGCCGUCUGCGGCGGGAGCCACCGGGCCACCGGGCGCCGGGGAGCGGAGGGUGAACGGCUGGGUCGACGCUGCGGAACUAUCGGCGGCCCUGCGCGGCUGCAGCAGCUCUUCCGAUGACUGCUCUAAGGGCAAGCUGGAGGAGAGGUUCUCCCUCACCAGCUACACGGAAAGUGGCUUCAGGACGCCUGUGUGCAGGAUCUGUUUCCAGGGACCAGAACAUGGGGAGCUCCUGAGCCCGUGUCGCUGCAGUGGGUCAGUUCGCUGUACCCACCAUCCCUGUCUCAUCAAAUGGAUCAGCGAGAGAGGCUCCUGGGCCUGUGAGCUCUGCUACUACAAAUACCAAGUCAUUGCCAUCAGCACCAAGAACCCACUACAGUGGCAGGCCAUCUCCCUGACAGUGAUAGAGAAAGUGCAGAUAGCAGCAGCCAUCUUGGGCUCCCUGUUCCUGAUGGCCAGCAUCUCCUGGCUGGUGUGGUCAUCUUUUAGUCCGUCGGCCCGGUGGCAGCGUCAAGAUCUGCUUUUCCAGAUCUGCUACGGCAUGUACGGCUUCAUGGAUGUCGUCUGCAUCGCACUAAUUGUCCACGAGGGACCUUCAGUGUUUCGCAUCUUCCACCGCUGGCAGGCUGUGAACCAGCAAUGGAAGGUCUUGAACUAUGAUAAGUCCAUGGACAACGAUGACCUGAAGGAAGUCACUGUGGAUAGGACUCUGUCUCAGCCCAGCCCGGGCUACCAGACGGGGAUAGGAGUGUCCACCUCCACCUCCUCUCUCAUGGUGGUGGCCUCCACGGCCGACGGCUCCACUUCUACAACUGUGGUGACGGCCGGAGGGGGAUUUGGAGCUAACAUAGACCCUGACGGUGGCGGCACAAUGCCAGACCAACACUGUCCCUACAGCAUCCUCCACCUACUCAGCCACCUGAGGCAGCCAGAGGCCCGCAGCCAACCCAGCAAUAGCACAAGAGAGCUGGUCAUGAGAGUCACCACAGUCUGAGGAGCCAGUUGAGGCCUUAUCUCACACGGGGGAGAAAGAUUUCCGAACCAGCUGACAGUUGAAAACAAUUACUAUUUUAACUGCACUGGAUUACAGUAAUAACAUGUUUUUGUUGAUUUUGAAACGCAUCUCUGAUGUCCUAAUCUUGACCAAAUAAAAGUUGAAGUGGUUUGAUUUGCA
This is a messenger RNA of Cololabis saira (Pacific saury), 2477 nucleotides long. It is a transcript of the gene marchf4b, whose product is annotated as membrane associated ring-CH-type finger 4b. Gene Ontology annotation, biological process: protein ubiquitination. The transcript is spliced from 4 exons. Bases 1089 to 2297 code for a protein of 402 amino acids. Gene Ontology annotation, molecular function: ubiquitin-protein transferase activity; zinc ion binding. NCBI's taxonomy places the organism in Eukaryota, Metazoa, Chordata, Actinopteri, Beloniformes, Belonidae. The record is from RefSeq and is a predicted model, not a curated record.